Coregonus clupeaformis (lake whitefish) is the source of this 1302-nucleotide messenger RNA. RefSeq names its product T cell immunoglobulin and mucin domain containing 4 (gene timd4). The transcript has 7 exons. NCBI's taxonomy places the organism in Eukaryota, Metazoa, Chordata, Actinopteri, Salmoniformes, Salmonidae. The coding region runs from base 116 to 883 and encodes 255 amino acids. The record is from RefSeq and is a predicted model, not a curated record.
AUGUCACAAGCAGUGGCCCCCCGAGAACACAGCUGCCCAUUCAGAUGUCCUGUCUCUGCGCCACCCUGCCCGCGCCCAGCACACACCCUCCACUCCUACACACUGGAUAUACAGGAUGGCUGCUAGUUCUGGACCGUCUUUUCUGCGUUGGAUCCUCGUCCUCCUAACGGUUUCAGCCAGGUGUUCGGUGUCAGCGUUCAAGGUGAUGGAAGGUGCUACUGCGACAUUGUCCUGUCAAUAUUCAGUGAGCCGUUUGGGUUUGAGCCGCGUGUGCUGGGGACGAGAAUGUGGCACGUUCUGGUGCAACAACAUCCUCGCGCAGACAGACAAACAUGGCGUCAUCUCCAAGGCGUCGGACAGGUACAGACUGACAGGUGAUGUCCUCGCGGGAGAAAUGGAUUUGGGAAUUCUCGAUGUCAAGCGGACAGACAGUGGCCCAUACUGCUGCAGAGUGGCCAUAGAUGGCAUUUUCAACGACAAAAAAAUCAUUCAAAACUUAAGGGUCAUGAAAGCUCCAGUGACCGUUUUGACAACUAGCACCGCUGUACAUGUCACCGACGCCCCUCCUGCCACAGACCACUGGAGAGCCGUUGAAUCAUCACAUCUAGCCAUUCCAAGACAGAACACCAGUGUUUUCCCUUCAGGGACACUUGUGGAGGACCCUCUUCCCAGCCUCUCUCUCCAGAUCAACGUCCCAGUGCUCUCUCUCUCCCUCAGUCUGCUCCUACUUAUAGUGGGGGCAUUGGUCAUACUGGGGUUCAAACGAGGGAUUCACAGAAGAGCUUUAAAGACAGGCUGUUUGUCAGCCAAGGAGCCGCCCCACAUCAUCUAUGAGAUCCGCAUGAGGAGACCCGUGGAGGAGAACAUCUAUACUCUGGAUUAGGGAGGAGUGGCUGGAGCACUUUCUCUGGUUACGUCCUAAAUGGCACCCUAUUCCCUAUAUAGUGCACUACUUUUUUGACCAGGGACCAGGGAAAUAGGGAAUAGGGUGCCUUUUGGGACGCAUCCACUGUGACACACAGACAUCAGUCUGGCUGUCCUCACUAUCAAUGUUAUCAGCCAUCUAUUGGACGGAUCACUGUUGCCUGACACCUGCCUCACAAUGAUCACCUAUCUCAAAGGCUCUACUUUUACUUAUGGUGUCUAUGGGGGGAUUUUCUCCCUAUGUCAAAUGUAUUCACUUUUUUUAUAUAUUGUUAUUGUGUAGUUGUGGGAUUUGUUUUUUUAGAUGCACAGUAUUGGAUGUUAUCACAAGCAGUCUAACUUAUGCCUCUUUCUAAUAAAAAACUACAUAAAAGUAAA